AGAAUGAGCUGCCAGUGUCCACUGACAACGGCGCCGGGUCCCACCCUGGCGUCGACCUGCGGUGGGCCUUCGUUUAUGCUAUUUAUGGGACUCCUCGAGGUCUUCCUGCGGAGCCAGUGUGACCUCGAGGACCCCUGCAACCGGCCGCAGCCGCCGCCUCGUGUCGACUUAAGUUAUGAUUUUGUUGUCAUUGGGGGAGGAAGUGGAGGUGCCACGGUGGCAGCUAGACUCUCGGAGGAGCCGAGUUUUUCAGUUUUAUUGGUGGAGGCAGGCAUGGAUGAGCCCACUGGUACGCAGAUUCCCUCAUUUUUCUUCAAUUUUUUGGGAAGCGACAUCGAUUGGAAGUACAAUACCGAGCCCGAGGAGGAGGCGUGCCUCAAUAAAGAGAACAGAAAGUGUUACUGGCCGAGGGGAAAGGUUCUUGGUGGAACCAGUGUAAUGAACGGAAUGACGUACAUGAGAGGAUCCCGGAAAGAUUAUGAUGACUGGGCUCGCUUGGGUAAUGCCGGCUGGUCCUACCAGGAUGUAUUACCAUAUUUCUUGCGUAGCGAAGACAAUGCCCAGAUCAAUGACAUGGACUACGGCUAUCACUCCACCGGAGGCCCAUUAACCGUGACGCAUUUCCCUUACCAUCCACCUCUCAGUCGGGCCCUUGUCGACGCCGGCCGAGAGCUGGGGUACAAAGCCGUGGAUUUGAAUGGAAGAAGCCAUACCGGGUUCAUGAUAGCUCAGACGACAUCGAGAAACGGUUCGAGACUGUCAACAUCACGAGCAUUCCUCCGGCCAGCUCGUAAUCGUCGAAAUCUCCACGUUAUGCUAAAUUCAACAGCCACGAGGAUCCUGUUUGACCAGAAUAAACAGGCUGUUGCAGUUGAAUUUGUCCACGACGAUCAACUGCAUCGUGUCAAUGUCCGCAAAGAGGUGGUCGUCAGUGGAGGUGCCGUCAAUUCCCCCCAAAUUCUAUUGAACAGUGGCAUUGGACCGAGAGACGAGCUCUCAGCUGUCGGAGUCCCGGCAGUUCAGCAUUUACCCGGGGUCGGAAAAAAUCUCCACAAUCAUGUUGCUUACGCCUUAGCCUUCACAAUCAACGAUACCGACACAACACCCCUCAAUUGGGCAACAGCAAUGGAGUACUUGUUGUUCAGAGAUGGCCUCAUGUCAGGAACUGGUAUCUCGGAGGUGACUGCAAUGAUAAAUACCAAAUACGCAAAUCCCCAGGAGGACCACCCGGACAUUCAAUUGAUCUUCGGUGGAUAUCUAGCAGACUGCGCUGAAACGGGGAUGGUGGGAGAGAAGAAGGGAGGAAAGAGGAGUAUUUACAUAAUCCCAACACUCCUCCACCCCAAGAGUCGUGGGUACCUCCGUUUAAAAGACAAUAAUCCACUAUCGAAGCCCCUGAUCUUCCCGAAGUAUCUGACUCAUCCGGACGACGUGGGAGGCCUCAUCGAGGGCAUUAAGUUCUCCAUAAGACUCGCGCAAACCCGCACGCUGUCGCGAUAUGCCUUUGAGCUGGACAAAACACCGGUCAAGGGCUGUGAAAACCUGAAAUUCGGGUGUGACGCGUACUGGGAGUGCGCUAUUAAACACGAUACUGCGCCGGAGAAUCAUCAGGCUGGCUCCUGCAAAAUGGGCCCUGAUAGUGAUCCUCUGGCGGUGGUUGAUAAUCAGCUGAGGGUCAGGGGGGUGCGUGGGGUGCGAGUCGCUGACACUAGUAUUAUGCCCAGGGUCACCUCGGGCAACACUAAUGCACCUGCUAUUAUGAUCGGGGAACGGGCUGCUGAUUUCAUCAAGAGAACGUGGAUUGGGUCAUGAGGGAUUGAUGAAUAUUUUUUAUAGAACCAAAUGCCACGAUUGAAAUUACAGGGGAAAUUCCAGUAGCAAAGCAGCAAAAUGGCUCAGCCGAUUUCAACUAUUGGCCAGUU
Molecule: messenger RNA, 1922 nt
Organism: Diachasma alloeum
Lineage: Eukaryota; Metazoa; Arthropoda; Insecta; Hymenoptera; Braconidae
Product: glucose dehydrogenase [FAD, quinone]
Exons: 6
Coding region: 4-1812 (602 amino acids)
Molecular function (GO): flavin adenine dinucleotide binding; oxidoreductase activity, acting on CH-OH group of donors
Source: RefSeq, a predicted model, not a curated record